Hippopotamus amphibius kiboko is the source of this 5888-nucleotide messenger RNA. It is a transcript of the gene COL4A3, whose product is annotated as collagen type IV alpha 3 chain. Gene Ontology annotation, molecular function: extracellular matrix structural constituent. Gene Ontology annotation, cellular component: basement membrane; collagen trimer. Bases 1 to 5013 code for a protein of 1670 amino acids. The transcript has 52 exons. The record is from RefSeq and is a predicted model, not a curated record. Lineage: Eukaryota; Metazoa; Chordata; Mammalia; Artiodactyla; Hippopotamidae.
AUGAGGCCUGGGACGGCGCCGAGGCCGCCGGCGCUGCUGCUCCUGCUCCUGCUGGUGCUCCUGGUGGCGGCGCGCGCGGCCGGCAAGGGCUGUGUCUGUAAAGACAAAGGCCAGUGCUUCUGUGAUGGGGCCAAAGGGAAGAAGGGGGAGAAAGGCUUUCCAGGACCUCCUGGGCCUCCCGGCCAGAAGGGAUUCCCAGGUCCUGAAGGCCUGCCUGGACCACAGGGACCAAAGGGCUCUCCAGGACCUCCAGGACUCACUGGUCCCAAAGGCAUGAGGGGAAUAACUGGAUUACCAGGAUUUUCAGGUCCUCCUGGACUUCCAGGCAUCCCAGGCCAUCCUGGACCUUAUGGACCUGCCGGUUUGCCAGGAUGCAAUGGUUCUAAGGGUGAGCAAGGGUUUCCAGGACUUCGGGGGACACCAGGCUACCCAGGCAUCCCGGGUGCUGUUGGUUUGAAAGGAGAAAAGGGCGCUCCUGCUGAAGGAAUAGGUGUAGACCUUGAUGGGAAAGGUGACCCUGGGUUACCAGGAGCUCCAGGAUUCCAGGGUUUGCCAGGCCUUCCAGGUUUUCCUGGACCUCUUGGCCCACCAGGCCCUCCAGGAUUCUUUGGCUUUCCAGGAACCAUGGGACCUCUCGGACCUAAGGGUCACAUGGGCGACAACAUGAUAGGACAAAAAGGAGAGCAGGGUGUGAAAGGAUUAACAGGACCACCUGGGCCACCAGGAACAGUUAUCGUGACACUAACCAGCCCGGAUAACAGAACGGACCUCAAGGGGGAGAAGGGAGACUGGGGAGCCAUGGGCCAGUCGGGACCCCCUGGACCCUCAGGGCUGCCUGGAGAAUCUUAUGGAUCAGAAAAAGGUGCUCCGGGAGAACCAGGCCCACUGGGAAAGCCUGGAAAAGAUGGUGCCCCCGGUUUCCCUGGCACUGAGGGAGCCAAAGGCAAUAAGGGUUUCCCUGGGUUAAGGGGUGAAGAUGGCAUUAAGGGGUGGAAAGGAGACAUGGGCCCUCCAGGAUUUCGUGGUCCAACAGAAUAUUAUGAUGUAUACCAGGAAAAAGGAGAUGAAGGAAUUCCAGGCCCACCAGGGCCCAAGGGAGCUCGUGGCCUACAGGGUCCCAGUGGUCCCCCCGGAGCCCCUGGAAGUCCUGGGUCAUCAAGGCCUGGCCUCCAAGGAGCCCCUGGAGUACCAGGCUUAAAAGGAAGUAAAGGGGAGCGAGGACCCCUGGGAAAGAAUGCAACGGGGCCUCCCGGAGCCCCUGGCUAUCCUGGUUCGCCAGGCCCUACAGGGUUGCCGGGACCUCCAGGACCACCAGGUGGUAUUGUUUUUCGCAAAGGUCUACCUGGAGACAGUGGACUUCCAGGCCACAUAGGGUCUCCAGGAAUCCCAGGAGCCGACGGGCCCAAAGGGGAGCCAGGCCUCUUGUGCACAGAGUGUCCUUAUGUCCCGGGGCUUUCGGGCACGCCAGGAUUGCCGGGGUUAGAUGGCAUAAAAGGAUUCCCAGGAGAACAAGGGGCAGCUGGCAUUAAAGGAAGCCCAGGGUCCCCAGGAAGUGCUGGUCUUCCAGGAUUUCCGGGAUUCCCAGGUGCUCAGGGUCUCCCAGGACUUAAAGGAGAAAAAGGUGAAGCCUCUCAGCCAGAGGGCCAAGUGGGUGCCCCGGGGGAUCCAGGGCUCCGAGGACAGCCUGGAAGAAAGGGCUUGGAUGGAAUUCCUGGAACUCCGGGAGUAAAAGGAUUAUCAGGACCUAAAGGAGAACCGGCCCUGAGUGGUGAGAAGGGAGACCAGGGUCUUCCAGGGGAUCCUGGCACCCCUGGGUACCCAGGACCCACAGGACCAGCUGGACCAUCAGACUAUGGACCACGGGGAGAGCCUGGUCCAAAGGGCACCCAAGGACUUCCUGGAGCCCCUGGACUGCCUGGAGAAGCCGGUCCUAAGGGAGACAUCGGUGUUUUGACACCAGUUCCAGGGCCCCCAGGACCUCCUGGGCCCCCAGGCCAUGCUGGCCCCCAAGGUCCACCCGGCAUCCCUGGAUCCACAGGAAAAUGUGAUCUGGGUUUUCCUGGGCCUGAUGGUGAACCAGGAAUUUCAGGAAUCGGAUUCCCUGGGCCUCCUGGACCUAAGGGAGACCAAGGUUUUCCAGGAACAAAAGGAUCACCAGGCUGUCCUGGAGAAAUGGGGAAGUCAGGGUUACCUGGAAAGCCAGGCCUCCCAGGAGUCAAGGGAGAACCAGGACUAGCCAUGCCUGGAGAACCAGGAGCACCGGGUUUUCCAGGAGAAAGAGGCAACUCUGGGGAAAAUGGAGAAAUUGGACUCCCUGGACUUCCGGGUCUCCCUGGAAUUCCAGGAACUGGAGGGCUUGAUGGAUCACAAGGGGAUCCAGGGCAGCCUGGACCACCUGGAGAAAGAGGUCCCCCAGGAAGGUGCACAGAAGGCCCCAGGGGAGUUCAAGGACUUCCAGGCUUAAAUGGAUUGAAAGGGCAACAAGGCAGAAGAGGCGAAACAGGGCCAAAGGGAGAUCCGGGCAUUCCAGGCUUGGAUAGGUCAGGAUUUCCCGGAGAACCUGGACCACAAGGAAUACCAGGUCAUCAAGGGGAGAUGGGACCACCUGGUCCAAAAGGAUACCCAGGAAAUCCAGGAUUUUUAGGGCCACCAGGUGAAAAAGGAAUGAUUGGGAUGAUGGGGACUCCCGGAAACAUUGGCCCUCCGGGGCCUCCUGGGAACCCAGGCACCCCGGGACAGAGGGGGAGCUUUGGAAUUCCAGGAGUAAAGGGCGAGAAAGGACCCCCAGGAGCCAAAGGGGCCCAAGGAGAUAAAGGAACUCCUGGGUCUCCUGGACUAUUCUGCUCAGUAGGGGACAAAGGGGAACCAGGAACCAAAGGACUUGCAGGGAAGCCUGGUGAGAAAGGAAACAGAGGCAUUCCAGGGUUACCAGGUUUCAAAGGACUCCAAGGGCUACUUGGACCACCAGGACCACCAGGCCCCAGAGGAGAUCCGGGCAGCAUUGGGAACCCUGGUGAGCCAGGAUCACAUGGUGUACCGGGAAGCAUGGGAAACUUAGGGGUGCCAGGUACUAAAGGAAUGGAGGGAACUAUGGGAUUCCCAGGUCUAGCUGGAAGACCAGGCCUCCCAGGUAUUCAUGGUCUGCAAGGAGAUAAGGGAGAGCCAGGUUAUUCAGAAGGUACAAGGCCAGGACCACCGGGAACAAAGGGCGAUCCAGGAUUGCCAGGUGACAUGGGAAAGAAAGGAGAAAGAGGGCCACCUGGUGCACCUGGACGUUUGGGGCCCGCUGGACUGGAGGGAGUUCCUGGGAGUCCUGGAAGCCCUGGCCACCCAGGAAAGACCGGUCCUGAUGGUGAUUUGGGGUCUAAAGGAGUCAAAGGUUUCCCUGGCUCUCCAGGAAUAAGAGGCCUUCCAGGCCCUCCAGGAUUCCCAGGAAAUCCUGGACCAGUGGGUGAGAGAGGUAAUCAAGGACGUGAUGGAAUUCCUGGUCCCCUGGGAGAAAAAGGAGAAACAGGUUUGCUGGGGGCACUUCCAGGCCCAAGAGGGAAACCUGGUCCUCAUGGAGCCAAAGGAGACAGGGGAGCCCCAGGCUUGCCCGGCCUCCCUGGCAGGGAAGGGCCAGUGGGAGAUGCUGGGCCCCAAGGGCCCAUUGGCAUGACAGGACCUCAAGGGCCACCAGGCUUUCCUGGUUCACUCAUCCCCGGCCGAAAAGGAGAUCGAGGUCCACCUGGCUCAAGAGGAAACCCAGGUGAGCCUGGCCCCCCCGGACCUCCAGGGAGUCCCGUAGAAGGCAUAAAAGGAGACAAGGGAUUUAUGGGCCAGCCUGGCCCAGGAGGUCCACCUGGAACUGUAGGAGACAUGGGGCCACUGGGUCAUCCGGGAGCACCAGGUGCCCAAGGUCUGCCAGGGGUCAGAGGUGAUCCUGGAUUCUAUGGAUUUCCAGGCAUGAAAGGGGAGAAGGGUAAUUCAGGAUUUCUGGGACCAAGUGGACCUCCAGGGCAAACUGGACCAAAAGGACCACCUGGUGUACGUGGAGACCCUGGCACAGUGAAGAUCAUCUCCCUUCCAGGAAGCCCAGGCCCACCUGGCCCAGCUGGAGAACCAGGGAUGCAAGGAGAACCUGGGCCCCUGGGGCCACCGGGAAACCCAGGACCCUGUGGGCCAAGAGGUAAACCAGGCAAGGAUGGACUACCAGGAACUCCUGGACCAGUUGGAGAAAAAGGCAACAAAGGUUGUAAAGGAGAGCAAGGACCACCUGGAUCUGACGGCCUGCCAGGCCUGAAGGGGAAACCUGGAGACACGGGACCACCGGCAAGGGGAGCAAUGAUGAGGGGCUUUGUCUUCACUCGGCACAGCCAGACCACGGCAAUUCCCUCCUGUCCAGAAGGGACAGAGCCCCUCUACAGCGGGUUCUCUCUUCUCUUUGUGCAAGGAAACGAACAAUCCCAUGGACAGGACCUGGGAACUCUCGGCAGCUGCCUGCAGAGAUUUACCACAAUGCCAUUCUUGUUCUGCAAUAUCAACAAUGUAUGUAAUUUUGCAUCUCGAAAUGAUUAUUCAUACUGGCUGUCAACACCAGCUCUGAUGCCAAUGGACAUGGCUCCAAUUACUGGCAGGGCCCUGGAGCCUUACAUUAGCAGAUGCAUGGUCUGUGAAGGUCCUGCGAUGGCCAUAGCUGUGCAUAGCCAAACCACGGAUAUUCCCUCUUGUCCCCCAAGCUGGAUUUCUCUCUGGAAAGGAUUUUCUUUCAUCAUGUUCACAAGCGCAGGUUCGGAGGGCACGGGGCAAGCACUGGCAUCCCCCGGCUCCUGCUUAGAAGAAUUCCGGGCCAGCCCAUUUAUAGAAUGCCAUGGAAGAGGGACGUGCAACUACUAUUCAAAUUCCUACAGUUUCUGGCUGGCUUCAUUAGACCCCCAAAGAAUGUUCAGAAAACCUAUUCCAUCAACUGUGAAAGCUGGGGAGUUAGAAAGGAUAAUAAGUCGCUGUCAGGUGUGCAUGAAGAGGAGACAAUGAAGAAAUAAAGAGAAAAUAGAACUGUGACUUUUCAUCCUAAAUAAUCAAGCAAUGAUGAAGAACAAGCAUUUAUUUAAAUAUUUUUCUCUAACUGAAUAAUAUCGCCCUAUGAUGGCUUAGUACAAAGUUUCUAUUUGUUUCCCCACACAACAAAGAAUUCUUUUAAGUUAGUUCUGUGAUACUGGUCUCUAAAUCUGUACUGUGUCAAAGUUUGCCUUAUACUAAGACUUUUUUUGCUCUAAAAAUACCCUGCUCUCUUAAAUGUACUAUAAUGGCAUAGAGCUAGCUGCUCUCCACAAACCCUGUGUAGGUCAGCAAUUCUCAAAAUGUGGUCCCUGGACCAGCAGCAUCAGCAGCAUCUGGGUACUUGUCAUAAAUGCAAAUUCUAGCGCUCACCCUAGACUUUUAGAAUCAGAAACUCUGGGGGUAAGGCCCAGAAAUCUGUAUUUUAACAAGUCCUCCAGAUGAUUUCUGAUUGAGAAGAACUGCUCUAGGCACCCAAGAAACAAUUCUACAGACAGUUACUGGGUACAAUGGCUACUACUGCUCCCUCCAUACCUCUCUUUAAAAGUCCAAAAUCACAGACGACCUUAAGGUCAUCUAAUUUUGCUAAUAAGUAAAAGUCCUAUAUUGGUGCUAAUGCCAAAUGACUGGCCUGUGCUUGUCCCCAAGCCUCCAUCUUUUCUUGCCCUCUUAUCAGUGUUUAACUUCUGAGGAAGACAAGUGAUGCUAAAGCCUUAAAUUCCAAUGAAGCCAUAUUAACAGUUGCUCAGUUCCGCUUCUAAAACUGAACAUUAAAACGUAGUUCAUAUGCAUUACUUUCCAGAUACCUAUCAGUAGUUUAUAAGGUUGUGAAGAUUUAACUUUGUAGAUAA